Molecule: messenger RNA, 4419 nt
Organism: Penicillium oxalicum
Lineage: Eukaryota; Fungi; Ascomycota; Eurotiomycetes; Eurotiales; Aspergillaceae
Gene: smc4
Product: condensin subunit SMC4
Exons: 3
Coding region: 1-4419 (1472 amino acids)
Biological process (GO): mitotic chromosome condensation
Cellular component (GO): chromosome
Molecular function (GO): ATP hydrolysis activity; protein binding; ATP binding
Source: RefSeq, a predicted model, not a curated record
AUGGCUUCGAUCGCAAAAGCUCGGCCUUCGCGCCGUGCAGCCGCGCGCCGAAGCUAUGUCGUUGAGGAGACAUCAGAAUCCGAGGACGCUGGCAACGUCACACCCACCGCCUCGACGCAAGACAGUGAUGACGACGAGGAUGAGAGCGAAGAUGAACAGGAUUUCACUCCCGUUGCGCAGAGGUCAAAGCGCUCCUCUGGGAAGCGAUUGACUCUCGAGCCCGUCACCCCAGCCACUGUGAAACCGGCGCAAAAGUCACGACAGUCGAGAACGUCAAUCGCACCGGAGACGGAAGAGUCGGAUACUUCUCAGGCAGAAGAGACGGAUGAAAAUGAAGAUGAUGACGAGGGAGUCAGUAUCGCCUCUGCCGCUGCUGAUCCUGAUUCUCCAUCGAAUCAAGCCGCGCUAAAGCGGAAGAGCGUCGAGCCUGCGGAGGCUGAUCCUGAUUCGCCUUUGAAUAAGGCGACAUUAAAAAGACAAAGUAUGACUCAACCCCUCAAGAGUCGUGUUUCGAUCACUCCGAAGUCGACAAAGGGCUCACUUCCCACUCCAGAGCCGUCCGCGUCGCCAGAGACCACUCCAACGCGGGCACAUCGGGAAAGUGUGCCACCUCUGUCCGACAACACCAACUCCGCUACGAACUUCCAGACUCCCUCCCAGCGACCCACAGAAGCCAGACCACAAAUCCCGAUCAUCAACCCCAACUCCACAGUACUUGAGCGCCCGAUGGACAUCGUGAUGAAGUCCAGGAACAUGCCACUGCCUGCGGUCGCCGAGGACUCUGCGGAGCCGAAGCCGCGCAUGAUUAUCCAAAAUCUCAUUCUUACAAAUUUCAAGAGUUACGCUGGCAAACAGGUUGUUGGUCCAUUUCACGCAUCUUUCUCAUCUGUGGUGGGACCCAAUGGUUCAGGAAAAUCUAACGUUAUUGAUUCCUUGUUGUUCGUCUUCGGUUUCCGUGCGAGCAAGAUGCGCCAGGGCAAAAUCUCGGCCCUCAUUCAUAACUCUGCACAGCAUCCUAACCUUCCUUUUUGUGAAGUGGAGGUUCAUUUCGAGCAGGUCAUCGAUCUGCCAGACGGUCGCCACGAAGUUCUCCCCGACUCACAUUUGGUGAUUUCCCGGCGCGCAUUCAAGAACAACAGCAGCAAAUACUAUAUGAACAAAAAGGAAACCAACUUCACAGCGGUAACCACUUUCCUCAAGGACCGUGGCAUCGACUUGGAUCACAAGCGUUUCCUGAUCCUUCAGGGUGAAGUCGAGUCAAUCGCGCAAAUGAAACCGAAAGCUGCCAACGAACAUGACGAGGGCCUUCUCGAGUAUCUAGAGGAUAUUAUUGGAACCUCUCAGUACAAGACUCCCAUCGACGAGGCUGCCGCAGAACUUGAAACUCUGAACGACGUUUGUGUUGAAAAGAACAGCCGUGUCCAGCACGUCGAGAAAGAGAAGGCUGCUCUGGUCGACAAAAAGGACAAGGCGCUGGGUUAUCUCCGUGAUGAGAACGAGCUCGCAGAGAAACAGUCCGCCCUUUACCAAAUUUACAUUGACGAAUGCGCUGACAAUGUCCGUGUAACCGAGGAAGCGAUCCUCCAGAUGCAAGAACUUCUGAACAUGGAGCUGGAAAAGCACGAGGGCAACGAAACAGGCAUCAAGGAGCUCGAGAAAGCCUACAAGCGUGGUGUUCGGGAGUAUGAGAAUAUGGAGAAGGAGUCACAGGCAGUGGCGAAGGAGAUGGCCAAGUACGACAAGGAGAACGUCAAGUUUGAAGAGAAGAAAAAGUUUCUUCUUGGAAAGCACAAGAAGUUGGAAAAGACAAUGCAGACCAGCCGCCUGGCCGCUUCUGAAAGCCAAAGUCUUGUCGAGAAGUUCACAGACGACAUCGAAAAGAAGACCAAGGAGACUUCUCAACUGGAAAAGGAGAUGCAGGCCGAGGAGGAAGAGCUCGAGUCGAUCCGCGAAAGUUUGAAGGGGAAGACACAAGGACUCUCCGAACAGAUCGCAAAGAAGCAGAAGUCUUUGGAGCCUUGGAACGAAAAGAUCAACCAGAAACAAUCAGCCAUGGCUGUUGCUCAAAGCGAGCUCGAUAUUCUUCAUGAGCGAAGCAACGCAGGCGCUGUUUUGCUGGAAGAAGCGAAAGGCAAGACGGUGAUGAUCGAGGAAAACAUCAUGGCCAAGGAAAAUGAGCUUGAAGAACGCCAGGCUCAGAAGGAGACUCUGGAAGCUGAACUUGCCAAAUUGCAAAACGACCUUAGAAAGUAUGGUGCUCGUGAGCCCGAGGUGCGGGCCCACGUCUCUAGUGCUCGACAAAAGGCCGAAGAAGCGCGGGCGAGUUUGGCGAGUACGCAAAACCGCGGCAGCGUCCUGACCGGUCUCAUGCGGCUCAAAGAGUCUGGUCGUAUCGACGGAUUCCAUGGUCGCCUCGGUAACCUGGGUACGAUUGACGAGAAGUACGAUGUCGCGAUUUCCACCGCCUGCCCCGCGCUUGACAACAUGGUAGUCGAGACUGUUGAGAUUGGUCAACAAUGUAUCGAUUACCUUCGCAAAAACAACCUUGGCCGUGCAAACUUCAUCCUCCUUGAUCGUCUCCCUCGUCGCGAUAUGUCAACUAUCUACACCCCGGAAAGUGUGCCUCGACUCUUCGAUCUGGUAAAGCCAAAAGAUCCCAAAUUUGCGCCUGCUUUCUACAGUGUCAUGCAGAAUACCCUGGUAGCCAAGGAUCUUGAGCAAGCCAAUCGUAUUGCCUACGGGGCACGACGAUGGCGAGUGGUGACUCUUGACGGUCAACUCAUUGACGUUUCUGGUACCAUGAGUGGUGGUGGAACCCGGGUCGCUCGAGGUGGCAUGUCUUCUAAGCAAGUUGCAGACACUACUAAGGAACAAGUCGGGCGUCUUGAAGCCGAUCUGGAGGAAUUGGAACGCAAAUUCCAAAUCUUCCAGGAAAAGCAACGGACCAUCGAAGCCAACAUGCGGGAGAAGACAGAAGAGAUCCCGCGCGUGGACACGAAGAUCCAAAAAAUCAUGAUGGAGAUUGAGAGUGCGAAGCGAAGUCUUGCGGACGCUCAGCGGCGAGUGAAGGAACUGCAAGUCACGCAUAAGCCUUCCAAGUCUGACGAAAGCCAGGCGGCCGCUCUGGAGAGGCAAAUCGAGGCCAUGAGUGAUGAGAUCGAGGAGCUCAAUCAGGAGAAGAGCGGCCUUGAGGAGGAGAUUCAAGAGUUGCAGAACAAGAUCAUGGAAGUUGGCGGUGUCCGUCUCCGUGGCCAAAAGGCCAAGGUGGAUGGACUGAAGGAGCAGAUCAACCUUCUCAACGACGAAAUUUCCAAUGCCGAAGUUCAAAAGUCCAAGAACGAGAAGCUCAUCACCAAGCAUUCGAAAGCCCGCGAUACCUCGGAGAAGGAGAUCAACCAAAUCGCGGAGGAGCUGGAGAAACUCGAGGAGGAUAUUGAGAACCAAGCCAGUGAUGCUUCAGACUGGAGGCAAAAGGCCGACGAAGCUCAAGAGGCUCUCGAGGCCAAGAAGGGUGAGUUGAAGUCGCUCAAGGCCGAGCUUGACGAGAAAGUUGCCGAGCUCAACGAGACGCGUGCCACCGAGAUCGAGAUGCGGAACAAGUUGGAAGAGAACCAGAAAGCCCUCACCGAGAACCAAAAGCGCAGUCGCUAUUGGGAGGAGAAGCUGUCGAAGCUUUCUCUGCAGAGCAUCAGCGACCUGGGCGAGGAGCAGGAAACAACCGAGCUUCAGACAUACACCAAGGAUGAACUGGAUGCGAUGAACAAGGAGUCGCUCAAGGCGGUGAUUGCCGCCCUGGAGGAAAAGGUUCAGAACACAUCCGUUGAUCUUUCUGUCAUUGAAGAGUACCGUCGUCGUGCCGCCGAACAUGAGUCUCGUUCUGCAGACUUGGCCGAGGCCCUGUCCUCCCGGGAUGCUGCCAAGGCUCGUUUGGAUGGGCUUCGUUCCGCCCGACUCAACGGUUUCAUGGAAGGGUUCGGGAUCAUCUCCCUUCGCCUGAAGGAGAUGUAUCAGAUGAUCACUAUGGGUGGCAAUGCUGAGCUGGAGCUCGUGGACUCGCUCGAUCCCUUCUCGGAAGGUAUCUUGUUCUCGGUCAUGCCUCCCAAGAAGAGUUGGAAGAACAUUGGUAAUCUGUCGGGUGGAGAGAAGACCCUUUCGAGCUUGGCUCUGGUGUUUGCCCUGCACCACUACAAGCCGACGCCACUCUAUGUCAUGGAUGAGAUUGAUGCAGCCUUGGAUUUCCGCAACGUCUCAAUUGUGGCCUCUUACAUCAAGGAGCGGACGAAGAAUGCACAGUUUAUUGUCAUUUCGCUGCGCAACAACAUGUUUGAACUUGCUUCGCGUCUCGUGGGUGUAUACAAGGUCAAUCACAUGACGAAGAGUGUUACGAUUGAAAACCGGGACUACAUUGAGGGCCGGUGA